This is a messenger RNA of Scedosporium apiospermum, 4164 nucleotides long. RefSeq names its product Autophagy-related protein 11. The coding region runs from base 1 to 4164 and encodes 1387 amino acids. Gene Ontology annotation, cellular component: extrinsic component of membrane; Atg1/ULK1 kinase complex; phagophore assembly site membrane. The record is from RefSeq and is a predicted model, not a curated record. The transcript is spliced from 4 exons. Gene Ontology annotation, molecular function: molecular adaptor activity; protein kinase binding. Lineage: Eukaryota; Fungi; Ascomycota; Sordariomycetes; Microascales; Microascaceae. Gene Ontology annotation, biological process: piecemeal microautophagy of the nucleus; autophagy of mitochondrion; autophagosome assembly.
AUGGCUUCCGAGGUGCUCGUCGCCCACACUGGGCAGCGCUUCCAGGUAGACACGACGCAGUUCACUUCAAUCGAUGAACUCAAGGCAUGGGUAGCGCGCCAGAGUUCCAUACCAUUUCAGAAGAUUGUUGCAUUAACGCCGGAGGGACGUAGCUUGAGGAUCCAGGGUCUUCACGCUGAGGCAAGUUCAGCCGCUGUUCUAUUACUUCGUUUUCCGACACCCUCUACCAAUGCGCUCCCUGCUGUACCCGAGCAUCCCGUCCCUAAGCGUUAUUCGGUCCCUCCGGCGCCAAACUCGAUAGGAGAUAUCAAGGCUAUGUCCGCGUGGCAGGAGCUCUACAAGGAACGCCGUGCAUGGGCUCUCGAUGUGUCUCAAGAAUGCUCCCAUAUGAAUGCUGCCACCCAGGAAAGAUACAAAGAGAUAGAUGCGAUGGUCAAGUGUUUGGAUGCAGCUGUUGCGAACCUCGAAUUUUCCGUCAGACAGAUCGAACCCAAGUACGCGGAAUUGAAAAAAUGGAUGGAACCCGCACUAUCGGAGCACGAGCAGUUGGCGUCUAAUUGGGAAAGCUAUCUUGAGCUGGCACGCGCCAUUCCGAUAUCGCAUCAAAUGGUGAAGUUCAUGACGUCCAAGGACGUCAGGCCGAAUAGAGCCAGUCUAGUGGACUUGAUUGACAUGGAUACCGCAAGGAAAGCGGGCCGCUUGGCGCCAACAUCAUUACGCAAGUUCAAUAGCAAAGCAAGCGAACUUGAUAAAACUGCGUCGCAGAUGUAUCGGUUCCUUCAGGAGCUCGGUGAGGAUUUUGAUAAACUUGUCAGUCGGUCUACCUUCUUACGCGCCGGCGAGUCGGUUCAGCUGCAGCAGGAUAUCGAGGCUUUGGUGAAGAAGAUUGAUUCCGAUUACCAGGUCGUUUUAGAAUAUAGCGCCUCCCAAAGAGAUGUACUCCAGGCAUCCAAAACGGCGUCGAUUCACACGGAGCGAUUAAUACCAAGUUUGAAGAAGCGUGCAAAGGACAUGGACGAUAUGCUCCAGUAUGCCACAAACGCCCGAAACGCCAUUGCGGCAGAUUCUGCUGGAUUCAUGCGUUCGAUUACGGAGGUUACUUCCCUUCACGCGAGUGUCAAGUCCCAAAUAACUGUUCUCAACCAAGCCGAGGAGGAUAUGACGACAUUUGACUAUCUCCGUCUCAUCCACCAGCUCCCGUAUAUGUACGCUUCAUUCGUCGCCGAGGCCGUACGUCGUCGAGAGUGGUCUGAGAAAGUUAAAUCCGACUCUUCGACGCUCGCAAAUACGAUGGCCGUGUUUCAGGACGAGGAGACGAAGAGGCGUCGAAAAUGGCAGAAGACGGUCGGCAGCACCUAUGGAAGAGACAAGUUCGACGCGAGUACUCUUGGUCUCGAGGUUAAUCUCCUUGGCGAAGAGGACCCUUGGCCUUCGAUGGCCAAACAGGACAUUGAGACUAUUAUCGAAUCAUUGAGAGCUCAAAAUGCCGAGGCCGCUGUUGUCGAAGAUGUAAUCAAGCUUCUCAAUGAACUCAAUGCUCCAACCAAGCAGCAAUCUAAGCGAAUAAAGGCAUUCAAGAACGGUAGCAUCCAUGAAGCCGCGCUUGGUAUUAGCGGGCUGCUGAUGAGGGGUGAUGAUGACUUGAUCAAGUCGCUUCAGGAGGAUAAGACGAAGCUUGAGAGCAAGGUUAAGACGGCGGAAAGUCGCAUUCGAAGGCUGGAGGACUUGUUGCACAGGCAAAGUCAAGCAUCGCGCCCUAGCCUGGGCAAUAUUUUCCAGGUUCCGAGUUCGGAUUCUACUUCUUCGAUCAAGCCGUCAUUGAAGAUUCCAGAUGGAACUGAGACCUUGCUAUCAAGGAUCGCUGCUCUAGAAGCUGACUUGAAUGCUGAAAAGCAGCGAGCGGCGGCCAUUCAGAAAGAUUUGUUGGCUCAAAACACACUGAACGACAAUAUGAAAGAGCAGAUGGAGGAAGCUAACUCGACCAAGAAAGACCUCCUUGAGAAUAUGGAGGCCCUUAAGCGCGAAUUCGUUGAGGAGCGCAAGUCCUUUGAAUCGGAGAUCAAGGGGCUUCAGGCCCGCCUAGAGGAUACCGAGGUUGAAAUCGAACACUUCGGGGAAUCGAGAGAACAUGAGAAAGCAUCCUUGGACGAGAAGAUCCUUGAACUUCAAGAUGAAAUCGCCCAGUUGGAAAAGGAGAAGAAGGAAGUUGUCCUUAAAACCCAAGGACAAGUCGAAUUCCUCCGAAACGAGUCCCGAAUUCAGAGAGACCGCAAUGAAAUCCUAGAGAAGCAGGUGAGAACGCUCGAAGAGGAGGUCAAGAACGCUGCCAACGCCCACGAAGAAGCCGCCGCCGCAAGCGAGCAACGGAUUCAAGCCCUUCAAGACGUAUUCCGCCAGCUUGCGCCUCAGAAGGCUAUACCCGAAGCGGUCGAUGAUCUCGCGCAUGCUCUCUUGGCCACUGCCUCCAGUAUCAUGACUAACGCGCGGGAGACCAAGGAUCGUAUCCACUCUCUGGAAUCCGAACUAGCACAAGCUCGGAAGACUGUCGACGAACUCCGAGGUGAGGUGCGCGAAACAUCCUCGAAACUAGCUGAGGAAGCAUCGACCUCGUCAAAACUCCAGGCCGUCUUGGAAAGUGAGCGAGUUCGUUCCGAGGGUCUAGGUACUGAGCUUUCGGAGGCCAAACAACAACUCGGCCAGCUGCAGGUUCGCAUUGCCGAUGGAGAGACGGGAUCGGAAUCACUUCGCAAGACCCUCGAGGAGCGGGAAGAGAAGUUAGCCGCCCUUCAACAGGAGUUCGCGUCGAAGCAAUCUGAAGUCGGCAGGGCUGAGGAAGAGCUUCAUCUUUUCAAAGAACGGCUUCAGGAAUCCCAGGCUAAGAUUGGAGAUCUUACGCGCCGAGCAGAAGCGCGGGCAGAACGUGCGAAGAAUUUGACGCAGCGUAUCUAUACGCAAAACGACAGGCUCUGUCGCCUCCUUGAGAAGUUAGGCUUCUCCGUCACGCGCGAGGGAUCUACGAUGACCGUUCAGAAGGUACCUCGUGCAGAACGGGCUCUGCACAUGCAGAAUACAACGGAGCUCUCCGAUCCCGCGUCUCCAAGCGCUCGUCGCUCUUCAAUACUACCCGGCAAUACAUCUCCAGAUGGCUCUCAGCUUGAGUUGCUCUACUGGAUGAAUGCCGACGAUGAAGAAACAGAGUCAGAGAAAUACCUGGCUUUCAUGGAAACCCUGGGAAGUUUCGAUAUCGACUUAUUCUCGGAAACCCUAUUCCGACGCGUGAAAGAUAUGGAACACUUCGCCCGAAAAUUCCAGCGGGAGUCUCGUGCAUACAGGGACAAGGCGCAUCUAUUGCAGCGCGAAGCACACGAGAAAAUAGCCUACAAGAACUUCAAGGAAGGCGACCUUGCGCUUUUCCUACCGACUCGUAAUCAGAGUUCAGGGGCUUGGGCAUGCUUCAAUGUUGGGUUCCCGCAUUAUUUCCUUCGCGAACAUGAUUCGCACGGGCUACGAAACCGGGAGUGGCUGGUAGCUCGGAUUUCCCGGAUUCAAGAACGAGUUGUUGACUUGUCGAAGAGUGUGCAACCGCAAGGUGACGUCGACUCUUUAACAGAGGAGGGCAACGACAAUCCCUUCCAAUUAUCGGACGGCUUGCGAUGGUAUCUCUUAGACGCGCACGAGGACAAAUACGGCGCUCCUUCUACACCAGGUCUAGGUAAAUCAACUGUUGCGGCGAAUAAGGUUGAGGCAGUAGCUGAUAUGCGCGGCCGAUCGGGGACUGUUGGCAAGGAUAAACAGCGGCUGAGCCAACACAGCAUUGAAGGAGUGAGCAAAACGCUCUCGAAGAGCCUUGAGAGUCGACGAGGUAGCACGAGCUCGAGAAAGGCUCUUCCCUUCACAAUCGGUGGCGGCGGGCUUCUAAAGAGCACACCCCUUGCUAGCGAGACGAACUCUCUCCGUGCCGCAGCCUCCGAAACUGCGUCGGUGCGGAGCCCUCCUCGUUCUGGUGCGCACGUCGAGGCAAACGAUGGUGAACCGGCAGGCCGUGCUGCUCACGGAAAAGGCCACGUCGAUGGAGACGGAAAGGCGGUGGAGCAGACCGGGGCUCCAGAGCACACCACGAUUGGGUCGAGAGCGAAGCUCGACAUCGGUGGAAAGUCCGACUAA